AUGCUUAAGCACAAUUUUGCAAUGUUGACCUGUGUUAGUAAAACCGUCCAUAUCAUCACAACUACUGUGAACAUCCAGGUGGAUUAUACUGCGUUUCUUCAGGACAAAUUGGGCUUUCAUUUGGUGGUAAAUGAACAGUGACACCGCGGUCUUUUUGUGCAGAAAGACAAGUAUGCAAAUAUGUGGCCCCAUGGAAAAAAGCCCAGUUCUGUGAGGCCGCAUAUUUGUGUUACGUCAGCGUCAAGGGGUUAAGGUAG
This is a messenger RNA of Staurois parvus, 257 nucleotides long. The record is from the annotation of a GenBank genome assembly. NCBI's taxonomy places the organism in Eukaryota, Metazoa, Chordata, Amphibia, Anura, Ranidae.